AUGAAGACCGCUGCUGCAUCCGCCUUGCUGGUGGCCCUCUCCGCCACGCUUGGUCAGGCACGUCCUGUCGCCGAUGAACGCUAUCCAUACACUGGACCGGCCGUUCCCGUGGGAGACUGGGUGGACCCGACUGUCAAUGGCAAUGGAAAGGGCUUUCCGCGUCUGAUUGAGCCCCCCGCUGUCCGGCCCGCCAGCGCCAACCCUCGCAACAAUGUGAACGUCGUCUCCUUGUCGUACAUCCCCAAGGGCAUGCAUAUUCACUACCAGACCCCGUUUGGACUGGGACAGACCCCAUCCGUGAUCUGGGGCAAGAGUCCUCACCAGCUUAACAAGGUGGCCCGCGGUUAUACCCACACCUAUGCCCGCACGCCGUCCUGCUCCGAGAUCAAGAUCAUCACCCAGUGCAGCGAGUACUUCCACGAAGUCAGCCUGGAAAACCUCGAGCCUGGGAUGACCUACUACUACCAGAUCCCGGCCGCCAACGGCACGACCAAAUCGGAAGUGCUGAGCUUCAAGACCGCGCGCGAGGCCGGUGACAAGGGCUCCUUCAGUGUCGCCGUGCUGAAUGACAUGGGUUACACGAAUGCGCACGGCACGCAGAAGCAGCUGAUCAAGGCGGCCAACGAGGGAACGGCCUUCGCUUGGCACGGCGGUGAUAUCAGCUAUGCGGACGACUGGUAUGAAGGCACCCUGGCGUGCGAGUCCUCCUGGGAUGUCUGCUACAACGGCACCAGCACGGAGCUGCCCGGGGACCUGCCACUGCCGGACGAGUACAAGAAGCCGCUCCCCGCGGGGGAGAUCCCCAACCAGGGUGGUCCCCAGGGUGGCGAUGUCAGUGUCAUCUACGAGUCCAACUGGGACCUGUGGCAGCAGUGGCUCAACAAUGUGACGGUCAAAAUCCCCUACAUGGUCAUGCCAGGUAAUCACGAAGCCGCAUGCGCGGAGUUCGAUGGGCCGGGCAACAUCCUGACGGCUUAUCUGAACGAUGACAUCGCUAAUGGCACGGCUGCCGAGGAUAAGCUAAACUACUACAGCUGUCCUCCUUCUCAACGGAACUUCACCGCCUACCAACACCGCUUCCGCAUGCCGGGCGAGGAAACCGGCGGCGUGGGCAACUUCUGGUACUCGUUCGACUACGGCCUGGCGCACUUCGUCUCGAUCGACGGCGAGACCGACUUCGCCAACAGCCCCGAGUGGCCCUUCGCGGAGGACAUCAAGGGCAACGAGACGCACCCCACGGCGGAGGAGACCUUCAUCACCGACAGCGGCCCCUUCGGCGCGGUGGACGGCAGCUACAAGGACACCAAGAACUACGCGCAGUACAAGUGGCUGCAGCAGGACCUGGCCAAGGUCGACCGCAGCAAGACCCCCUGGGUGUUCGUCAUGAGCCACCGCCCCAUGUACAGCUCGGCCUACUCGUCGUACCAGCUCAACGUGCGGGAGGCCUUUGAAGGCCUGUUGCUGAAGUAUGGCGUGGAUGCUUACUUUUCGGGACACAUCCACUGGUACGAACGCCUGUACCCCCUCGGCGCCAACCAGACCAUCGACACCGCCAGCGUCGUCAACAACAACACCUACAUCGCCAACAACGGCAAGUCGAUCACUCACAUCAUCAAUGGUAUGGCGGGCAACAUCGAGAGCCACAGUGAGUUCAGCGAUGGUCAGGGGCUGACGAAUAUCACGGCUGUGUUGGAUACCGUGCACUACGGGUUCAGCAAGUUGACGGUCAAGAGCGAGACGGAGGUCAAGUGGCAGUUCAUUCGUGGGGAUGAUGGGUCGGUUGGCGAUGAGGUUACGUUGCUGAAGCCUUCUGCUGUCAAGGCGAAGGGGAAGGGCAAGGGCAGUGGAAAGGGGUAUUCUGGCUUUCGGGCUUGA
Molecule: messenger RNA, 1875 nt
Organism: Aspergillus aculeatus ATCC 16872
Lineage: Eukaryota; Fungi; Ascomycota; Eurotiomycetes; Eurotiales; Aspergillaceae
Product: purple acid phosphatase family protein
Exons: 4
Coding region: 1-1875 (624 amino acids)
Molecular function (GO): protein binding; acid phosphatase activity; metal ion binding
Source: RefSeq, a predicted model, not a curated record